CUGGAAGGUUAAUCGGAGAUUUUCCUUGGGAAAACCUUACUUCAGUGCUGAGAUUUUACGUCGGCCCAGGGGCCGCAACCAAAGUGGGUAUUAUGGCCGAGCUAUAGGGAACGGCAAUUGCUUUUUCAGUAUCUGAGGAGCCCCAUUUCGGGGGCGUCCGUAUUCCGCGCUUGCCUGUGGCGCAGGCGGCCGCAGGAGCUGUCGAAUGAAGGCUGCCGGCCUGCCGGGCCUGCCGGCUCGGGGCUUGCGGGAACAGCCGCUGCUGCUGGGGUCGCCAGUGGGAGGAGGGUCUUGCGGACCCCGCCGGCCUGUGGUUCCAGCGGCGUCCUUGCAUGGUAAUAGCAUUGCUACUGUCAGUAGCAGCUACCAUGGUGGCGGCAGCGGCCGUGGCGUUGGCAGCACCACUACUAGUAGUAGCAGCAACAGGGCCGUCUUAGUGCCCCAGCAACAACUACGGAGGAGGGCUGCAGGAGUGGUAGUGCGGGCUGGGGCGGCGGCGGAGGCAGCUCUGGAGGUAUCCCCGCAGACCCCUCAUCUCACCAUGCCGCCUCACCGCUCCGAGCGCCUCCCUACUCCACGGCAAGCCGCCCGGCCGACCGUUUCGCCUCACCCCUUCCGGUCUUGCCAUGCUACCGCGCAGGCCUCUGAGCAACCGGCAGCAGUGGAGGUCGUACAACAAAUGGCAGCUGCCGCACCUACCUCCACAGCAAUCGCAACCGCACCAACGACAACCACAACGGCGGGGUCGGCAGCAGCAGUGGUGGUGGCCCCUCUGCCUGAGAAGAACUUUGGCAUCCUGAGGGGCGGGCGCUACCCCUUCCUGUAUGACAAUGUAUACGGACUCCCGAUUGUACGGCAGGUGGCCAGCUACGGAGAGGUGCUGGAGGGCCUCAGGACUGGCCGUAUCGUGGAGGUGUUGUGGUUCCAGGACCCCCCCGGGGUUACCCCCACCACCGCUGCACCCCGUGCCUCGGCAGAUGGCAGGUGCCUGCUGCGCUACGCGAGCGGGCAGGUGAAGCAGUCUGUCAUUCCUGCAGGGGAGCCCCGGAUUAUGCAGGCCAUAGAGGAGCACGGCGCCCUGGCCUCCCUCAUCCCGCUGGAGCCGCGCCACGUGCCCGAGCUAGCCCUGAUGGCGGAGGAGGUACGGCAGCAGAGGGCGCUGUACGGCGCUGCGGAGGCGGCUGGCGGCGGUGAUGGUACGGCGGCGCUGGAGCGGGAGCCGUACACCGGCGUCCCGGUGGAGGCACCCGAGGGUUUGCGCCGCGGCCCCGCAGUUGCCCCCACCCCUCUGGAAGCGGUGAUGGUGUAUGGCACUCGGGAGCAGCUGCAGGAAACCCUGCAGGACAACUUUGAGUCUGCUGCUGAUGACGUGGCGGAGCUGCUAGCCCGGCGGCAGGCGCUGCUGCAGGCGCAAGCCGACAUGGCCGCCGCAGCGGAGGCGGACGCCAGUCGGCGGAGGUCAGAUGGCGAUGCGGUCGGUACUGCCGCGGGAGGCGGCGGGCUGCUGGGCUCUGGUUUCGGAGUGGGCGCCUGGCUGGACAACAUCCGACUGAGCAACGAGCAGCAGGCUCUGGUGCUGAAGACGGUUCCGCUGCUGGGCCCCGUGGUGGGCAGCGCCUUCAUCAUCGGACUGUACCUGCUGGCGCGGCUGGUCAAGGGUGACCUGACGGACCGCCUGAAGAUGAUGGACUCGGAGGCGGAGAAGAAGAAGAAGCUGGCACUCAAGGAGGCCCGCAUUGCGUUCCUAGAGGAGGAGGUGCCGGGGCUGGUGGUCAAGGGGGCCACACUGGAUGACAUCCGCAAGCGCUGUGCCGCCGUCAACUCCCGGUUGGGGCCUAAGCUGGAGAUCGCGGAUUCGGAGGUUGUCUCGACCUACGAGGCGUGUCGUGCGCUGCUGUCGGAGGGAGUGGACCUGUCGGCCGCCUCCUCCUCCGCUGCCACCGCGUCAUUAGCACAGAUGGAGAGUGACGAGCGGCUGGCUGCUGCCACGGCCGGUGAGGGCGGCGGCGAGGACGGCGGUGUGAACGCGCUGAUGGAGAUGAGCAAACUCAACACGGCGCGCAUCCGCAAGGCUACCGACACCAAGAUCCUGGACGUCAAGAAGCGCGUGCGGGAGGCGCGGCGCAAGCUCAAGCGCGACUCCAAGGUGCAGAUGAGCGACGAAAUCAUCUUCUUUGAUGACGUGGCGGGCAACGCGCAGGCAAAGGUUGAGUUGAUGGAGGUGGUGGACUUCUUCAAGACGCCGGAGAAGUUCAAGGCGUGCGGGGCGCGGCCGCCCAAGGGAGUGCUGCUGGUGGGUCCUCCCGGCAACGGCAAGACGCUGAUGGCGCGCGCGGUGGCGGGCGAGAGCGGCGUGGCCUUCAUCUCCUCCUCGGCAGCCGAGUUCAUCGAGAUGUACAUGGGGCUGGGGGCGGCCCGAGUGAGGGACCUGUUCAACACGGCCCGCUCCGUGGCCCCCUGCAUCAUCUUCAUUGACGAGCUGGACGCGGUGGGGCGGCAGCGGCAGGGCGGCGGCAAGAGCAAUGACGAGCGCGACAACACCGUCAACCAGCUGCUCACGGAAAUGGACGGGUUCGAGGCGGAGCAACAGGGUAUCGUUGUGAUGGGCGCCACCAACCGCAAGGACGUGCUGGACACCGCCCUCACGCGACCCGGCCGCUUCGACCGCUCCAUAGAAGUGCGCCGACCCGACUUCCAAGGCCGGCUGGAGGCCGUCAAGGUCCACCUGCGCGACAAGCCCAUUGCGGCCGACAUCGACUACUUCAGUCUGGCGGGGCUGAUGGGCGGCAUGAGCGGCGCGCAGAUCGCAGGGGUGACCAACUCCGCAUGCUUCCUAGCCAGCAGGGAGGGCCGGCCGGAGGUGUCACAGGCGGAUCUGGAGCUGGCGAUCGAGCAGGCCAAGUACGGCCGCUCCGUGGACCAGCACCGCUUCGUGGGUGCCGCACGGCGGCGCCGGUUCGCGGUGAUGGAGGCGGGCAUCUCGCUGGCCGCCACCCUGCUGCCCGCCAUAGAGCCGGUGGAGUACGUCACCAUUGCGCCGUCCACCAGGAGCCCGCUGGGCAGGACGGUGCUGGAGCCCCACAUCGGGCGCUACACCACGGGCGUGUGGACUGCUCGCUACCUGCGCGAGCAGCUGCUGGUGCAGCUGGCGGGUCGCGGCGCGGAGGAGGUGGUGCUGGGGCGCGAGGAGCUGAGCAGCCUGCAGCAGCACCGGCUGCAGUUCGCCAGGCAGAUCGCGUACAAGAUGGUCAACGCGGGCAUGUCCGAGCACCCCGACUAUCAGCACAUCCGCGGCCUGGGCCAGAACUACCUGGACCCCUCCUCCGAGCCCGGCAGGUUCACGCAGUACACCAUCACCACCGAGUUCAACCAGACGCGCUCCGAGGCGGUGGAUGUGGACAUGGAGGUGGAGGCGAGCCUCAACGGGGGGUACCAGGAGGUGGUCGCCCUGCUGCGCCGCAACCGAGCCGCCCUGGACGCGCUGAUCGAGCUGCUGCUGGAGCGGGAGAAGGUGUCGGGGCGGGAGGUAGUGGAGGUUGUGGAGCGGUUAGGUCACCCAGACGACCUGGCCCGGAGGGCGAAAUGGGCGGGGUACCAGCUGCUGUGAUGAGGGAGGGGAAGGGGACGGUUGGGAGGGGUGCAGGCGCUGUGAGGAGAAAAUAUGGCAGGUGGGCCAGGGGGUGAAAAAGAAACCUGGGGUCAUCAAGUGAGGAAGGGGUGAAGGUAAGAGGAGGGGAAAUGAUACAUCGCGACUUGACCGACGGCACGGAGGGAGAUAGAAAGAUGAGGAGGCUCAGGUAGUACUGAGAGUGGAGCACACUGCAUGACUGGCGAUGGCGUCGUGUCUUGUGACCUAACUUUUACGCACGCCGUGCCUGUCCUGAACGCAGUGACGGUCUCUCGGUUUGGUAAGAAACUUGGCUUAUUGCGUUGCAUUACGGCGAGUGGUCUGCAAUCGUGCGUCCUUAGGAGGGGAGCGUGGCAAAGCGGGCAGGUGCAUGCCACCGUAGCCUAGGGAGUGACCCUGGGUCUCACAGGGACCACAUGGUGGCUUAUGAAAAGAAGGACCGUACGCCCACAGUGCUGAGUGUCCACCGUGUUCCAGCGAGCUGUUGCAGGUUAUACUUACGAGGGGCUGUGUAAGCCCCGCUAUCCAAGUUGCGUCAAAGUUGCGUUUCUUUGGGGUGGUGGGAAGGGGACAUCCUAUUUGUUGCAACCCAUACCAAAGACUACAAGCUCUUCGCGUACUCUCUCCCAUCCAGCCACAACAUUACCUGAUAUGAAUCCCAUCUGCAUCAGGCUUCAAGAAAUGUUGCUGAAGCGGGGUG
Molecule: messenger RNA, 4328 nt
Organism: Astrephomene gubernaculifera
Lineage: Eukaryota; Viridiplantae; Chlorophyta; Chlorophyceae; Chlamydomonadales; Astrephomenaceae
Source: the annotation of a GenBank genome assembly